Molecule: messenger RNA, 442 nt
Organism: Balaenoptera acutorostrata (minke whale)
Lineage: Eukaryota; Metazoa; Chordata; Mammalia; Artiodactyla; Balaenopteridae
Gene: PPY
Product: pancreatic polypeptide
Exons: 4
Coding region: 44-331 (95 amino acids)
Biological process (GO): neuropeptide signaling pathway; feeding behavior
Cellular component (GO): extracellular region
Molecular function (GO): neuropeptide Y receptor binding; neuropeptide hormone activity
Source: RefSeq, a predicted model, not a curated record
CAGGCACCCGCUUGGUCCAGCACCCGCUCCCUCAGGAUUCAGGAUGGCCGCCGCUCGCCGCUGCCUCUUCCUGCUGCUCCUGUCCACGGGCGUGGCUCUGUUGCUGCAGCCACCACUGGGUGCCCGGGGGGCCCCGCUGGAGCCAGUAUACCCGGGGGACAAUGCCACGCCGGAGCAGAUGGCCCAGUACGCAGCUGAGCUCCGCAGAUACAUCAACAUGUUGACCAGGCCCAGGUAUGGGAAAAGAGACCAAGAAGGCUCGCUGGACUUCUCGGAGUGUGGAUCCCCCAACGCAGCUGCCCCCAGGCAGCUCAGCCCAAUGGACUCGUAAAGCCACCUCCUGCACCUCUGACUCCAGGGCAGUGCCGGCCCAGCUCUCCCUUCCGCACCCUUGGCUCUGGCCGCAGCUUGCUCCCUGCUCCCACGCAGGCUAAUAAAGCAC